Molecule: messenger RNA, 1449 nt
Organism: Diachasmimorpha longicaudata
Lineage: Eukaryota; Metazoa; Arthropoda; Insecta; Hymenoptera; Braconidae
Gene: BORCS5
Product: BLOC-1-related complex subunit 5
Exons: 1
Coding region: 558-1337 (259 amino acids)
Biological process (GO): lysosome localization; organelle transport along microtubule; positive regulation of anterograde synaptic vesicle transport
Cellular component (GO): cytoplasmic side of lysosomal membrane; BORC complex; synaptic vesicle membrane
Source: RefSeq, a predicted model, not a curated record
UUAUUCGGGGCAGAACCUGUAAAACAAGUUUGUCAGGUGUCAAAAACUUCCGAAAUAUUCUUAAUAAUUGAUUUGUCCGAAGUGUUAACGCUGAUUGACGGGAAUAAUAAAUUGUAACAGUUCAAAAUAGCAACUGCAAUAACACUAUCGAAUCGAUAACCACAGGGACGUGAAGGAUAUGGUGUUUGCCUGGUGUUAUCGAUCACUCUGCUGGUGUUUAAAUAAAUAAAAUUAUCGCCUUGGUGAAUAAAACUACAAAUGGGAUUGGGAAUAUUAAAACUUUCGUUAUGACAAGCCAAGUGGAGUCUGAAAUUUCUGUAUAAAUCAUGUAGUAGUGAAUUAAAAGUUGUGAAGACCAUUGUCAUCGAAUGGACAACUCAUUCAAUUGAAAAUUUCUUUAUAAAAAAUUAAUGGGUCAUCAAUUAUCAGGGACAUAAUAAAAUCACAAAUACAUAUUACAAUUUAUUAUCGAAUUUGAAUGAAAGGAACGUCUAGUGUUAACCUCCCUACGGAAAACGAAAGACUAAUUAAAAACUAAUUGAAGUAACUGAAGAAAAAUGGGUUCUGAGCAGAGUUCACAGGGCUCUACGAGUCAAACCCAAUCCCGAGGGCCACUUCGUCGAGGAAAAAGCGUUCCCAAUCGAGAGCGACUACCAGACGACACUCCCCCUCGAUCAACAAGUCCUGGUCCAAGUAUUUGUUCAGACUCAGACCUGCCCUAUAUAUCGUACACCGUGAAUCAACCCAUUGGAGACUCCCCAAAGAUGUCCAACAAGCAUUUGUCCAGAGGCAAGAGUUUUGGUUCCGACGUGUCUCGACGAAAGUCCAGUCUAGGAUCGAGGAAGAUAACGACUUCCAAGGCUCAUAACAUCGUUGUGGUGAAGCCAGCUGUGUCUGACCCAGCUGCUGAUAGAGAUCCUGAUUUAGUCAGGCUCCAGAGCAUCCCCAUGUUCCUCCCGAUUAUGCGGGGAACACUGAACCUUCCCCCAGGGGUGAGGGACCCUGAAAUUCUCGAGAGGCUUGAUCCCCUGGGGUUGUUCAAUCUCUGUGCAAGAUAUCAGCAUCAUCUAAAUGCAAAUGCUCAGAUGAUCGCUGGCGAGCAACAAGCAUUGUGUGCUAAUAUCGAUGCUGAGGUGAACAGGAUCAUGGCACAGGCAGUGGAGAGGCAGAAGAAAUUCGCGAAAUUUGCUGAACACAUGAACAAGGUUCACGAACUCAGCAGACACCUAACCAAGUGCCAUAUGCAAUUGAAUCAGACUCUGGAGAGUCUCGAGACCCUGAAUAAUCUACUGCCUAUUAAGGAUCGGCUGGAACCUUUCGUCUGGACUACCGGAUAGUUGAGCAUUUUUUAAAGUGAUUCUCAGAGUGUCGGAGGCCUCACGAUGGUACAUUUCAUCAAAAUGGUACAUUUCAUUGUUCGUGGGUGAUUCGUGUAGCCAAUUUCAGUGU